UCACUCGUGGAAGCUGGAAGCUAAUCAAACAAACCAGAGCUUCGAUCCGUUUGUUCCCGAAUUUCAAUUUUCCAUGUAUUUAUGAUCAAAAUGACGAUUGUCACUUCCACCCAACAUUAUUGAAAUUCUUUAAAUCUUAAACCAGAUGAUGGCAUCUUUGGGGUGGUCACCACCAACCAUUGCAACAGCUCCUGGUUCACAGUUCCGUCUGCAAAGCCUGGGAUUGUUGAAAGCUCCAAGACCACUACAUGGGUUCACCUUUUCUCGUAUUCGUCUCAAACAUGCCCCUAUUUGUUGCACCAAAUUGACUCCCUGGGAACCUUCCCCCAUCACAUAUUCUCUUACUGAAGAUACAGAUGAGAGCUUCUUGAAAGGAAGUAGUAACAUAUUUGAAUCUAUGAAUGCUAAAGACACAGCUCAAAUUCCAGCUCCUGGUAUUGUAAAUGCAAGUGAUCAGCUAUCCUUGCCCCAACUUCUUAAAUGGCCUAUAUGGCUUCUGGGUCCUUUUGUGUUGCUUACCACAGGCAUGGUACCCACACUAUGGUUACCUUUGUCAUCUGUAUUUCUUGGUCCUAACAUAGCCAGCUUUCUUUCCUUAGUGGGGCUUGAUUGUAUCUUUAACAUUGGUGCAACCUUGUUUCUCCUGAUGGCUGAUGCAUGUGCUCUACCUAGGGAGCCAACUGAAACCUGCAAAAGUGAAGCUCCUCUUAGUUACAGAUUCUGGAACAUGGUUGCAAGCGUAGUUGGCUUUGUCAUCCCACUGUCAAUGCUCUUGGCUACGCACAAAGGCAUUAUAGAACCACAACUGUCAUUUAUCUCUUUUGCUGUACUUUUGGGUCCCUACCUUCUGCUUCUGUCUAUACAAAUGUUGACAGAGAUGCUGACAUGGCACUGGAAAUCAACAGUGUGGCUUGUUACCCCAAUUGUUUACGAGGCCUAUCGGUUGUUGCAGCUGAUGAGGGGGUUGAAGUUGGCGGCAGAACUUGGUACAUCUGCAUGGGUUGUGCAUACAAUUAGAGGGCUGGUUUCAUGGUGGGUGCUGGUCCUUGGGAUGCAGUUAAUGAGGGUUGCCUGGUUUGCUGGAUUCACUGCUCGAGUUCGCAAACAACCUUGAGCUCCAUUCCAUCCCAUCAAUUGUAGAUAUAUGUUUUUAGCUCUCUAGCCAUGGGAAAGACUCAGUGCAGGAUUCUGGUUUCAUGGCUGCAUCUUUUAGUGUACAAUUGAACAAUGUAUACAUUUAGAAUUCAAGAAUUGGUACAAAGAACAUGUUGAAGUUGCUAAGGCUCUGAGUUUUCUAUUAACUGUGUGAAACUACUUCAUUCUGGAUCAUAGGCUGUGUAGUAAAUAUGGGGAAUUUGAGCAUCUAGGGUUGGGAAGAUUACGAUCCUCGUGCUGAUCUCCUCUCUUGAUUGUGCCAUGUUACAGGCCAGCUUGGAUUUUCUAUUAUAAAUACUGGGUAUCCAGAAUCUCCCUAGAGAUUAUUGCUUCCUCUUUGCUUUGAUUAUUAUCAAUAAAAGCUCACUAUGAUCAAGAAU
Messenger RNA from Telopea speciosissima, 1535 nucleotides. RefSeq lists its product as uncharacterized. The record is from RefSeq and is a predicted model, not a curated record. The coding region runs from base 146 to 1114 and encodes 322 amino acids. The transcript has 3 exons. NCBI's taxonomy places the organism in Eukaryota, Viridiplantae, Streptophyta, Magnoliopsida, Proteales, Proteaceae.